ACUGGAGUUUCUAUUACAAGCGUCUUCCAAGAUUAUCAGUAGACCAUCUUCAUCCAGAAACACCUUUUGAUAGUCCAGUGAUGGCGGGUGGUUUGUUUGCUAUUAGUAAGAAGUGGUUUUGGGAAUUAGGAGGUUAUGAUCCUAUGCUUGAUAUUUGGGGUGGUGAGCAGUAUGAAUUGUCUUUCAAAAUUUGGAUGUGUGGUGGACGCAUAGUGGACGUUCCCUGUUCAAGAGUUGGACAUAUUUUUCGGGAGUAUCCAACAAAUUUCCCUAAACCAAGUGUAAAAAAUUUUUUACAAAGAAAUUUCAAACGUGUUGCAGAAGUAUGGAUGGACGAAUAUAAAGAAUAUAUAUACAGAAAUUUACCAGAAUGCAGAAAAGUAGACCCUGGUGAUUUAUUAGAGCAGCAUAAUCUCAGGAAACGGCUCCAGUGCAAGUCUUUUAGGUGGUUUAUGACAGAAGUUGCGUUUGAUUUAAUAAAAGCCUAUCCACCUCCUGAACAUGUACUGUUUGCCACUGGAGAAAUACGUUCAAUUGCCUUUCCUUAUCUCUGCAUUGAUGCCACAAGAGCUAACAAGCAAUUUCCCCUUAAACUGAGUUUUUGCAAUGCGGCUAGUCAAGAGUAUAAUUACACCCAGAAUUUCGAAUAUUCUUUGGAAGAAGAAAUUAAAGUUUUAAAACAGUCAUUAUGCUUAGAUGUACCAGAUGCCAAACCUAACAGACCAGUUCUACUUUACUCUUGUCAUGGUCGAAACGGAAACCAACACUGGAAUCUGCAGUCAGCUUAUAGAAACAAAGAAAAUCCUGUUAAUAUAAUACAUUCAACUUCUGGUUUGUGUUUAGACUUAAAUUUAAAAAGUCUAUCGGUUAUUGUAAGACGAUGUAACUCAGACUUACGUACACAAAGAUGGAAUUGGGGGAAUUUACGAUUUAAUAAAGCUUUGCUAAAUGUGUCGUAAAAAAUGGACAGUAAUUGUAUAUGAAAUUAAUCUUUU
Schistosoma turkestanicum is the source of this 995-nucleotide messenger RNA. NCBI's taxonomy places the organism in Eukaryota, Metazoa, Platyhelminthes, Trematoda, Strigeidida, Schistosomatidae. The record is from the annotation of a GenBank genome assembly.